UAAGGAAUGCUUCCUGAAAAUUUAACCAAACUGGAAGGAAUAAUAGAGAUACAUCAAUGUUCUUUAAUAUUUGAAUAUUGAGAUAUGUAGUAAAUAGGAACUUAAGUGAAAAAAUGAGAAAUAUUUUGGAAAAUAAAUAAAACACAUUUCACAUUUUAUUCAAAUACUUUUAAAGAAAAUAUUAUUUUUACAUCCAUUGAUAAUUGAAUACAGUCCUGAAAUGACCAUCAUCAGACUUAAUUUCGUUAGUUCAUAUAUUCUACUAUAGACCAAGACAAAAAGAAAAACCAAUGUCCUGUGUAAGGAAUAAAAAGAGAAAUGAACAAAUCAAUGGAAAUAGAGUUCAUUUUGCUUGGACUGACAGAUGAUCCUGUGUUGCAAAUUAUGAUUUUCCUGUUUCUGUUUUUCAACUACAUCUUAAGCCUGAUGGGGAACUUAGUUAUCAUCCUCCUCACCAUGCUGAAUCCCCAUCUCAAGACUCCAAUGUAUUUCUUCCUCCGAAAUUUCUCCUUCUUAGAGAUUUCAUUCACAACUGUCUGCAUUCCAAGAUUCUUAAUAAGCAUUCUGACUGGAGACAAAACAAUUUCCUACAAUGGUUGUAUGACUCAAUUGUUCUUUUUUCUUGUAUUAGGAGUUACAGAGUUUUACCUUCUGGCUGCCAUGUCCUAUGACCGCUAUGUCGCCAUCUGCAAACCACUGCAUUACUCCACCAUCAUGAACAGCAAAGUGUGCUCUCAGCUUGUGGUCAGCUGUUGGGUAACUGGAUUCCUAAUCAUAUCUCCCCCUUUGGUCUUGGGACUCAAGCUCGAUUUCUGUGAUUCCAAAACUAUUGAUCACUUCCUCUGUGACUCUUCUCCUAUACUGCAGAUCUCUUGUACAGAUAUACAUGUUAUAGAAUUGAUGGCCUUUGUCUUAGCUGUGGUGACACUUGUCAUCACUUUGUUGUUAGUGGUCCUCUCCUACACGUACAUUAUCAAAACCAUUCUAAAAUUCCCUUCUGUUCACCAACAAACAAAGGCCUUCUCCACCUGUUCCUCACACAUGGUGGUUGUCUCUAUUACUUAUGGGAGUUGCAUCUUUAUGUACGUGAAACCUUCAGCAAAGGAAAGGGCGACUUUAACUAAAGGUGUAGCUGUGCUCAAUACCUCUGUUGCCCCAUUACUAAACCCCUUCAUUUACACUCUAAGGAACCAGCAGGUGAAAGCAGCUCUCAAGGAUAUGCUUCAAAGGUUUUGCCAUUUUGAAAACAAUAAGACAAAAUUAGGGUGUAAGUAAUAUAUUGUUGAAACAUGAAUGGGGAAAUUGGAAACAAUUUUCAGUUCAUUAGUUCAUAGCUAUGCCAUUUCUCCCCUCAAUGAUUUAUAUCACAUUAGGUUUACUGGGUCUUCCCGAUCUCUGCACUUCUCUCUGCUCUUCCUGAAGAGAUUUUUUCACUCUUUAGUGGUAAACUGCUGUCUUCAAUACAGAAUAUUAAAUUCCAUUUUGACUAGAAAUGUCUCUUCCCAUAAAUGAUAUCUUGAUGUACUGAAUGCUUUCAAAAAAUAAAUCUUGCUAGAUAUAGUUAAUUAUUUCAAUGUGUGUGCUAAUUGCUAAGCAUUGCAUGUGUUAAGUGUUUUUUCUGCUAAAACUGUGAGAGACAAACUCAAAAUCUGUUACUUGUUACAUGUAAUACUUUUUAUUGUAAUAAAAAGAGAAAGAG
Phyllostomus discolor (pale spear-nosed bat) is the source of this 1699-nucleotide messenger RNA. RefSeq names its product olfactory receptor 6C6-like. NCBI's taxonomy places the organism in Eukaryota, Metazoa, Chordata, Mammalia, Chiroptera, Phyllostomidae. The coding region runs from base 319 to 1275 and encodes 318 amino acids. Gene Ontology annotation, cellular component: membrane. Gene Ontology annotation, biological process: G protein-coupled receptor signaling pathway. The transcript is spliced from 2 exons. Gene Ontology annotation, molecular function: olfactory receptor activity; G protein-coupled receptor activity. The record is from RefSeq and is a predicted model, not a curated record.